UUCAGCUGUCGUACGAUUCGCAUCGUAGCUCGAUUGUCACUCGAUUAAAUCAAGGAUGUCUGGACGUGGCAAAGGUGGCAAGGUUAAAGGCAAGUCCAAGAGCCGUUCCAAUCGAGCUGGAUUGCAGUUUCCCGUUGGCCGUAUUCAUCGAUUGUUGCGGAAGGGAAAUUAUGCUGAACGCGUAGGUGCCGGUGCACCGGUAUAUUUGGCCGCUGUAAUGGAAUACCUCGCUGCUGAGGUGUUGGAGUUGGCUGGUAACGCAGCUCGUGAUAACAAGAAGACCAGGAUCAUUCCGAGACAUUUGCAACUCGCCAUCCGCAAUGACGAAGAGCUGAACAAACUGCUCUCAGGCGUCACCAUCGCCCAAGGAGGUGUGUUGCCCAACAUUCAAGCAGUGUUGUUGCCGAAAAAGACCGAGAAGAAAGCAUAAUUAUAAAUUGACACAUACAUCGAAAAACACCAACCUUUGGUUGGCAGCAAAACAAAUGGCCCUUUUCAGG
Messenger RNA from Linepithema humile (Argentine ant), 500 nucleotides. Its product is annotated as histone H2A-like. Gene Ontology annotation, biological process: heterochromatin formation. Gene Ontology annotation, molecular function: structural constituent of chromatin; protein heterodimerization activity; DNA binding. NCBI's taxonomy places the organism in Eukaryota, Metazoa, Arthropoda, Insecta, Hymenoptera, Formicidae. The record is from RefSeq and is a predicted model, not a curated record. Gene Ontology annotation, cellular component: chromatin; nucleosome.